Molecule: messenger RNA, 3054 nt
Organism: Aspergillus steynii IBT 23096
Lineage: Eukaryota; Fungi; Ascomycota; Eurotiomycetes; Eurotiales; Aspergillaceae
Product: glycoside hydrolase family 35 protein
Exons: 6
Coding region: 1-3054 (1017 amino acids)
Biological process (GO): carbohydrate metabolic process
Cellular component (GO): vacuole
Molecular function (GO): beta-galactosidase activity
Source: RefSeq, a predicted model, not a curated record
AUGGCGCCUAUUAAGCACCUCGCCGCGCUGCUUCUUUCCAGCGCCGGACUGCUGGCUGCUGCCCAGAAUCAGUCCAGCUCUGACUGGCCUCUGCACGACAACGGUCUCAGCACCGUCGUGCAAUAUGACCACUACAGUUUCCAGGUUCACGGACAGCGCAUCUUCGUCUUCUCGGGCGAGUUCCACUACUGGCGCAUUCCCGUCCCUGAGCUAUGGCGGGACAUCCUCGAGAAGAUCAAAGCCUCCGGGUUCACUGCGUUUGCCUUCUACUCUAGCUGGGCGUACCAUGCGCCCAACAACCACACGGUGGACUUCCACACCGGCGCGCAUGACAUCACGCCGAUCUAUGAGCUCGCCAAGGAACUGGGUAUGUACAUUAUCGUGCGACCCGGGCCGUACGUCAAUGCGGAAGCCACUGCCGGUGGUUUCCCCCUGUGGGCGACGACCGGUGAGUAUGGAUCGCUGCGCAACGAUGACCCCAGAUAUACCGCGGCGUGGAAGCCGUAUUUUGAGGAGAUGUCGGAGAUCACCAGCAAGUACCAGGUCACCGACGGCCAGAAUACUUUGGUCUACCAGAUCGAGAACGAGUACGGUCAGCAGUGGAUUGGGGAUCCUAGCGAUAGGAACCCUAAUAAGACUGCGGUCGCCUAUAUGAAACUGCUCCAGGACAGUGCGCGGGAGAACGGCAUCGUGGUGCCGCUGACGGCGAACGACCCGAACCUGAACACUCGCUCUUGGGGAAAGGACUGGUCCAAUUCUGAAGGAAACGUUGAUGUCCCUGGAGUGGACUCGUACCCCUCGUGCUGGACUUGUGAUGUCUCUCAAUGCACCGCCACCAACGGAGAGUACGUGCCUUACAAGGUCAUCCCGUAUUACGACUACUUCCAGGAGGUGCAGCCAUCGAUGCCAGCUUUCAUGCCUGAAUUCCAGGGUGGCUCUUACAACCCCUGGGGCGGCCCCGAAGGCGGAUGUCCGGAGGACACCGGAGCCGACUUUGCCAAUCUGUUCUAUCGGUGGAACAUCGCCCAGCGAGUGACCGCCAUGAGUCUGUACAUGCUGUACGGCGGAACAAACUGGGGUGGACUGGCCACCCCCGACACAGCCACCAGCUACGACUACUCCUCCCCGAUUUCCGAAGACCGUUCGAUCGGUGAUAAGUACCACGAGACCAAGCUGCUCUCUCUGUUUACUCGCAGCGCUAAGGAUCUGACUAUGACCGACCUCAUCGGCAACGGCACCAAGUACACCGACAAUGCCGCCGUCAACGCCUUCGAACUCCGAAACCCCGAGACCAACGGUGCUUUCUAUCUUACCUUCCACAAGGACACCACCGUGGGCUCGGACGAAGCGUUCAAGCUCCACGUGAACACCUCGGCCGGCGCUCUGACAAUUCCCAGCGAGCAGGGCAAGAUCCGACUGAACGGCCAUCAGUCCAAGAUCAUCGUGACCGAUUUCACCUUCGGCUCCAAGACCCUCCUGUACUCCACCGCAGAGGUGCUGACCUAUGCGAUCAUUGACGACAGCCCGACCCUUGUGCUCUGGGUCCCGACGGGAGAGUCUGGCGAGUUCGCCGUCAAGGGCACCAAGUCUGGCAAGGUCGAGAGCUGCAACGGCUGCUCUAGCGUCAAGUUCAACGGCAAGAAGGACCAUGUUGUUGUCGGAUUCACCCAGGGCAAGGGAAUGAGCAUCCUUCAGCUGGAUGACGAUGUCCGUGUCAUUGUUCUCGACAGGACCGCCGCUUAUAACUUCUGGGCUCCUACGUUGACUGCUGAUCCGUUCGCCCCAGAGGAUGAACUUGUCCUGGUCCAGGGCCCUUACCUCGUCCGUUCGGCCAGCGUCUCGGGAUCCACCCUGGCUGUCCGUGGCGACUCGACCGACAAGACCAGUUUGGAGGUGUUCGCUCCCAAGGGAGUCGACUCGAUCACCUGGAACGGCAAGCAGGUCAAGUCUUCCAAGACCUCGUACGGCAGCCUCAAGGCCACGCUCGCCGCGCCCCCGUCUAUCAAGCUUCCCUCCUUCGGCUCCUGGCGGUCGAAUGACAGCUUGCCGGAGCGACUGGCAUCGUACGAUGAUUCAGGAGCGGCGUGGGUUGAUGCCGACCAUGAAACUACGUUGAACCCGCAUCCCCCCGUUACUUCCCCGGUCCUGUACGCCAACGAAUACGGCUUCCACAACGGUGUCCGCCUCUGGCGCGGCUACUUCAACGGAACCGCAUCCGGUGUCUUCCUCAACGUCCAAGGUGGCAAGGCAUUCGGCUGGUCUGCCUAUCUGAACGGCCACUUCCUCGGCUCCUACCUCGGCAACGCCACCAUCCCCCAGGCCAACAAAACCCUGACCUUCCCCAACAACACGCUCAACACCCGCCCCGACUCCCGCAACACCCUCCUCGUCAUCCACGACGACACCGGCCACGACCUGACCACCGGCGUCCUCAACCCGCGCGGCAUCAUCGAGGCCCGCCUCCUCGGCUCCUCCGCCAACUUCACCCACUGGCGCGUCGCCGGCGGCGCCGGCGGCGAAUCCAACCUCGACCCGGUCCGCGGCGUCUACAACGAAGACGGCCUCCACGCCGAGCGCGUGGGCUGGCACCUCCCGGGCUUCGACGACAGCGCGUGGCCCGUCUCGAAGAACGCCUCCUCCUCUUCCCUCUCCGCAUCCACCCUGUCCUUCUCCGGCGCCACCGUCCGCUUCUUCCGCACCACUGUCCCCCUCAACAUCCCCGACGGCCUGGACGUCUCCAUCUCUUUCGUCCUGGGCACCAAGGCCGGCUCCUCCAAGGCCUACCGCGCCCAGCUCUUCGUCAACGGCUACCAGUACGGCCGCUACCACCCGCACAUCGGAAACCAGGUCGUGUACCCCGUCCCCGCGGGUAUUCUGGACUACCGCGGCGAGAACACCAUCGGCGUGGCGAUCUGGGCGCAGAGCGAGGACGGCGCCGCCAUGACCGUUGACUGGAAGGUUAACUAUGUGGCGGAUAGUUCGUUGGAUGUGGCUAAUAUCGAUGAUAAGCGGUUGCGGCCGGGGUAUGAUGCUGAGAGAGAGAAGUUUGCUUGA